GUAAUUGACGCGAUGAAGAAAUUCGCGUCGUUAACGGAAAAGACGCGCCGGUUACUGCUGGAUUCUUCUCUCACAUCAUCCUCAAAACGUAAGCAACUGGCAUUGAUGAUGAACGAAAAUUUUAAUCUAAGGAAACAAAUAUUUGGCAGAGAAGCAAUGUGCGCGAAUAAUCUAAGAAUGAUCGAGUUAGCAAAUCGACAUGGAUUUGCUGCCAAAUUCACCGGAUCUGGGGGCGCAAUUGUUGGGUUAUGGGAUGAGAACGGGGAAACCAAUGCAAUUGACAUCAGGAGCGACUCGGACGGGAAUCCCAGUGAUACUCUUCAUUUUGGAAAUCAAACCCAGGGAGGUGAACCGUGUGACGGCGAAAAGGAAGCGUUUCAAAUGGAAAAGUUAAAGAGAGAGUUGCAAAAGGAAGGAUUUGUGUUUUGCCGGGUUAAAAUCUGUAAUGAAAAAUAUGAUAGAAUCGGCUAA
This is a messenger RNA of Acaulospora colombiana, 471 nucleotides long. NCBI's taxonomy places the organism in Eukaryota, Fungi, Glomeromycota, Glomeromycetes, Diversisporales, Acaulosporaceae. The record is from the annotation of a GenBank genome assembly.